This is a messenger RNA of Actinia tenebrosa (Australian red waratah sea anemone), 963 nucleotides long. RefSeq lists its product as uncharacterized. The record is from RefSeq and is a predicted model, not a curated record. Lineage: Eukaryota; Metazoa; Cnidaria; Anthozoa; Actiniaria; Actiniidae.
AUGGGUCGAACUGAGGACAAACUUAAGAGGAUUUACUACGGGUCUGAGGGCUAUUGGAGGGGAGCGUCGGCUAUCAAGAAACUUGCGACCGCAGCCAGGGUAUCAGAAGAAACGGCUAAGAACUGGUUAAAGAAACAAACACUCUGGCAGGUUUAUCUUCCCGUACCCAAGUACAUUCCCAGACCCAGCUUUACCGUAAAUGCCCCUAAUGAAGUUCAUGAGGCGGAUUUGCUUUUCUUACCGCACGACACGGUGAGAAGAAAGACCUAUAGAUACGCUUUGACCGUGGUUGAUAUCGCAAGCAGAUACAAGGACGCCGAACCCAUAACCAGUAAGGAUUUUGGGGAAGUCGCAGAAGCCCUAGGUAAGAUUUAUAAGCGCGUUUUGAAAUGGCCUAAGCUGCUGCAAGUGGAUUCCGGGACAGAGUUAAUGGGCGUGGUUACCAAAACCCUGAAAGACCACGACACUAAGAUAAGAAGAGCCGAAGCAGAGUACCACAGAGGGCAGAGCAUCGUCGAAAGAUUCAAUAAGACCCUGGCUGAGCGUCUCUUUGGAUACCAGUAUUGGAAAGAGUUGGAAGAUCCCUCCAAACGCAACAAGGAAUGGACUCAGAGGCUCCCCCAGGUCGUCGCGGCUUUGAACAACGAGGCGGCCAGGGCUACGGGAAUGAAACCCAAGGACGCCAUAAAAAAGAAACACGUGGAACACAAGUCCUACGUUAGAAGUUCAAGGGCGGUCGGACUGAAGGAAAAAAAGCUACCCCGCGACAUAGUGGUCAGAUACCUCUAUCAGCCGGGGGAAGGUGGCAGUAAGAGAGCCACGGAUCCUAACUGGUCUCUGAAAACGUAUGAGAUUUCGAAGUCCGUCACCAAGGAAGGGCAACCCGUGUUGUAUUACCUAAAUGGCCCAAGUCGUGGAUUUGUUAAGGAAGAGCUGCUCAUAGUUCCCAAAGACUCAAAGUAA